CAGCCUCGCCGUGCCCGCUGAGGCUCCUCACUCGUCUCCCCCGUGCCAGCCAGACCCGACCAGAGGUAAGGACCCCGAAGCACAGGUGGCCCAAGACCCGGGCGGGCACCUGGAGCGGGCGUGGCCGAGUGACGGGACUCACAUAGGCUCAGAAGUGGAGUUCAGGUUUGGGACUUUUGGAAACUCGGCGUUGCGACAUAAGUUUGUAGCUUCCCGAAAAGAAAUCUUUCUGACAAUCAGCAACGGCCGUCAAUAACAAGCUUUAUGCUGACUGACCACCACUGGACCGGGUUUCCACGCGUGAACUUGACCGGCGCCUUAGGAAAGUGCUUUUGGGGAAAAAAAAACCCACAAUUUUGCUGUGAGAAAGGACAUGAGGAGACUAAAGGCCUGGGAUUUUACCGAUCAGAAUGAAACCAAUGUUGAAAGACUUUUCAAAUCUCUUGCUGGUGGUGCUCUGUGACUAUGGUAAGUAAGUCCUCGGAGAAGCCGAGUACCUCCUCUUGCGAGAGCCGGUCCACGUGGCCCUGAGCGACAGAACGGUAUCUGUGGAUUUCUACUCCCUCAGUGACGCUAAUGGGACACUGAGGAACGUGUCUGUCAUGCUGUGGGAGGCCAACACCAAUCAGACUCUCACCACGAAGUACAUCCUGACCAACCAGUCCCAGGGGACUCUCCAGUUCGAGUGCUUCUUCUUCCAGGGGGCCGGCGACUACUGGUUUGUAAUGACUCCGGAAGCGACGGACAAUGGCACGCAAGCCCCCGGCUGGGAGAAAAGUGUCUUUCUGAAGGUGGAAUGGCCCAUCUUCCACAUUGAUUUGAAUCGGACAGCCAUGGCUGCAGAAGGCACCUUCCAGGUGGGCCUUUUUACCACUCAACCGCUCUGCCUGUUUCCAGGGGACAAGCCGGACAUGCUGGUGGACGUGGUUUUCACCGACAGUCUUUCUGAGGCAAGAACAACGGGGCAGCCGCUGGAGAUCAGAGCCACCAAAAGGACAGAACUCGCUCAAGUUCAAUGGGUUGAAUUUGGCUGUGCACCCGUAGGGGUGGAAGCCUACGUCACUGUGACGCUGAAGCUUUGGGGUCAAGAUUCAGUCAUCACGUCUGUAGGACCUAUUGACCUGGCCCAAAAAUUCGGAUACGCAUUGGCAAUGGCACCGGAAGUCACGUGUGAGUCUGUGGUGCAGGUGACUGUUCUGCCUCCUCCUUGUGUCUUUGUCCAAGGAGUGCUUGCUGUUUACAAAGAGGCCCCCAGACACCCGGGGGAGAGAACUUCACAGCUGGCUGAAAACAGCCUGUCCCUGGGAGAGAAGAGCGCAGUGUUUAACUGCACUUUGUUUGAUGUGGGGAAGAACAAGUACUGCUUUAAUUUUGGAAUUUCAAGGAAAAGCCAUUUUUCUGCAAAGGAGUGCAUGUUAAUUCAGAGAAAUAUAGAGUCUUGGGGACCCUGGCAGCCGUGGAGCCGGUGUAGCAGCACGUGCGGGGAGGCUGUCCGAGAACGGCGCCGCGCGUGUCUCGCUUCUUUCCCCUCCAGACCCAGCUGCUCGGGAGUAUCCUCAGAGACCUCUUCAUGCUCCCUGGAGGAGUGUGCUGUAUUCCGGCCGCCCGGCCCAUCGUCUGUUCCACCUCAGGGUCCAGUGAAGUCCAACAACGUCGUGACGGUCACAGGGAUAUCCCUGUGCUUGUUCAUCAUUAUUGCCACCGUGCUUAUCACUCUCUGGAGGAGGUUCGGCAGAGCCCCCAAAUGCAGCACCCCUGCCCGACACAACUCCAUUCAUACCCCUGGCUUCCGGAAGAACUCGGAUGAGGAGAACAUCUGCGAGCUGAGCGAGCCUCGGGGAAGCUUCUCAGAUGCGGGUGAUGGACCCAGGGGAAGCCCGGGGGACACAGGCAUCCCUUUGACUUACAGGUGCAGCGCACCAGCGGCUCCUGACGACGAGGCCUCCGGCAGUGAGAGCUUCCAGUCCAACGCCCAGAAGAUCAUCCCGCCCCUGUUCAGCUACCGCCUGGCCCAGCAGCAGUUGAAGGAGAUGAAGAAGAAAGGGCUGACCGAGACCACCAAAGUGUACCACGUGUCUCAGAGUCCCCUGACAGACACCGUCGUGGAUGCCACUGCCAGUCCUCCCUUAGACCUGGAAUGCCCCGAAGAAGCAGCAGCAGCGAGCAAGUUCCGAAUCAAGACUCCAUUUCUGGACCAGCCUGUGGCAGGCGCCGGGGACAGGCCCCCCUCCAGGUUGGAUGGUAUCGUGCCUCCGCCCAGCUGUGCGGUCAGUCCCAGCCAGACCCUGAUCCGCAAGUCGCAGACGAGGUCAUCUGUGGGGAGAGAGGGCUCAUCUGAGAGGUGCCACUCCAGAAGUUCCCUCUUCAGGAGGACCGCUAGUUUUCAUGAAACCAAGCAGUCCCGCCCGUUCCGGGAGAGAAGCUUGUCUGCACUGACUCCCCGCCAGGUCCCUGCCUACAGUUCCAGGAUGCGGACCUGGGACCAGAUAGAGGAUAGGUCCAGGCCUCCUAGUCGAAGUGCCCACCUGCUUCCAGAGAGAUCAGAGCACUUCCAAGGGGCAGGUCGGGCCAGCAGUCCCUUGGGCCCUCUCUCCAAAUCCUACACUGUGGGGCAUCCCAGGAGGAAACCGGACUCGGGGGAUCGCCAGGCAGGGUUGGUGGCAGGAACUGAGAAAAUGGAGCCUCACCGAGCUCACAGGGGACCGUCCCCCAGUCACAGGAGUGUUUCGCGGAAGCAGCCUUCACCCAUUUUCCCCAAAGAUAGCUACCAGAAAGUCAGCCAGCUCAGCCCUUCUCACUGCCGAAAAGAUAAAUGUCAGAGCUUUCCCAUCCACCCAGAGUUCGCCUUCUACGACAACACCUCUUUCCGCCUCACUGAGGCUGAGCAGAGAAUGCUGGACCUCCCGGGAUACUUCGGCUCCAACGAAGAGGAUGAAACCACGCUUAGCGUGGAGAAGUUGGUCAUCUAGGCUGAGAAGCUGCAGGACCCACCCAGGGCCCUUUACCCAGCUGGCAGUAUGCACUGCUCACAUACCUUCUGUUAACUAUUUUGUAUAACUGUGGGGAUUGGCUCAAAACCCAGAGGGGUGUGUGCAUGCGCGCGCGUGGGCGUGGGCGUGUGUGUGUGUGUGUGUGUGUUCACCGAGAAGAAGUUAUUUAUCCUGAAUGUUUAUCCUGGGCGGUUUUGUUGUUGUUGUUGUUGUUGUUAUCCCUUUUCUGUCGGCUUCUUUCUACUAAUAAAAUUUAAGUGAGGCAAAUGUUAUGAUGAUUUUG
Messenger RNA from Microtus oregoni (creeping vole), 3273 nucleotides. RefSeq names its product thrombospondin type 1 domain containing 1 (gene Thsd1). Bases 603 to 2969 code for a protein of 788 amino acids. The transcript has 5 exons. Lineage: Eukaryota; Metazoa; Chordata; Mammalia; Rodentia; Cricetidae. The record is from RefSeq and is a predicted model, not a curated record. Gene Ontology annotation, cellular component: cell periphery.